AUGUAUUUACCCUUACGUAAAUGCUACCAUGUGAUCAAAGUGGGCAUAUUUUUAGUGUUAAUUCUCACAAUUCUUACUUUAUUUGAACAAUGGCGCGGCGGUAAACGUUCAGCACGCGCCCAGGACUUAGUGAUGGUUCAAGAUGAAUUUGAAAGACAAAUUUUGGAGGAUGAAGCACGAAUAGUUCCAGGGCUUGGUGAAGGUGGCGUAGCAGCACAUUUAGUCGGGGAAGCAAAACGCCUUGGGGAGGAAUCUGAAAAGGCGCUGGCUAUAAACGUUUAUCUGAGCGAUCGUAUUGCAUAUAACAGGACUUUAAAAGAUCACCGUAACCCAGCAUGCGCUCGUGUUCUUUACGAUGCGGAACUCCCGUCAGCCUCAGUGAUCAUCAUUUUUCACAACGAGCCGUAUUCCGUCGUUGUCCGGACGAUAUGGAGCGUUGUGAAUAGUGCGCGUCGAGACCAGCCCUGGUAUCGACACGCCAAAUUUGUAGAUACGGCCAGUGGAAAAACUAUGAAUUUAGGGUACCCUGGUCAAGACCCCACAUCACCGUUUGUAUAUCUAAAGGAAAUCAUACUGGUGGAUGAUAAUUCAACGCUACCGGAACUGAAGGGGAAACUUAGCCACUAUAUUCGGACACGACUCCCGCCUGACCUCAUACGAAUACUAAGACUGCCAGAUCGCGUGGGUCUUACGAGGGCACGACUGGCUGGUGCUCGGUACGCCGUGGGCGAUGUUCUUGUGUUUCUGGACGCUCACUGUGAAGGCCAACCGGACUGGCUCCGUCCAAUGUUGCAGCGUAUCAAAGAUUCCCCUAAGAGCGUAGUUGUACCCAUCAUUGAUGUCAUCGAGUUUAGCAAUUUCCACUAUAGUGUCCAGGACCCGGAGGUGUUUCAGGUGGGAGGAUUUACAUUUAUGGGGCACUUCACCUGGAUAGAGGUGCCGGAAAGAGAGAAAAAACGACGAGGGUCUGACAUUGCACCCACGUGGUCUCCAACAAUGGCUGGUGGACUAUUCGCAAUGAACCGGGCGUAUUACUGGGAGCUUGGCGCCUACGACGAACAGAUGGCGGGCUGGGGAGGGGAGAAUCUUGAAAUGUCCUUCCGUAUAUGGCAAUGCGGAGGAACACUGGAAACCAUACCGUGCUCUCGUGUUGGUCACGUGUUCCGAAGUUUCCACCCGUACGGACUGCCGGCGCACACGGACACGCACGGAAUUAACACGGCACGAAUGGCAGAGGUGUGGAUGGACGAUUAUGCCGAGCUCUUCUAUUUACAUCGACCGGACUUACGUAAUAACCCCAAGAUCGGCGACGUGACACACCGUCGCAUCUUGCGCGAGAAACUCCAGUGCAAGAGCUUCCAGUGGUACUUGGACCACGUGUACAAGGAAAAGUUUGUGCCCGUGCGCGACGUGUACGGCUUCGGACGAUUUACGAACCCGUCUAGCGGUCUCUGCUUGGACACACUGCAGAGAGAAGGCGAGGCGUCUCCAUUGGGCGUAUACCCCUGCCACGAUACGUUGCAGGCCACACAGUACCUAUCUCUGUCUCUCUCCGGCGAACUGCGUGAUGAAGAAAAAUGCGCAGAGUUGCGGUAUUCCAGGCGAAAUCCAGAUGAAGAUGCCGAAGGUGAAGGCAGACAAGUGCUUAUGGUAACGUGCCAUGAAAAAGACCGUGGUCAGAAAUGGCGCUACCUUAGCAGCAAGCAGCUGCAACACGUGGAGUCGCAGCUGUGCCUGGAAGCGGGCGCGGCGCCCGGCGCCGACGUGUCGGCGCGCCGCUGUCGGCGCCAGGCGGCCGCGCAGCGCUGGCACAUCGACUACAGCGAGGACAACCACUUCCGCGCUACGAAUGAAGUGGUACCUAGCGAGCAGGAACUGAGGCUACAACGGUUAAGAGGACAACGCCGAAUAUCGCGUUCGCUUCUCUCGUAUGAGCCUGAUAACGAAACAAAGGCUUCGCGAAGAGCUCACGGCAAGUCGAAGCACCGCGGUAAGAAGUCAAAGAAGCGAAGUAAAAAGAAGCAAACAAAGAACAAGUUCAUCCUCAAACUGGUCCGAUCUGCAACAAACAACACAGAAGAACACUUGGAGGUCGACAUACACUGCAAACAUCAGAAAUUAUAUCCGAAUAAUACCUUCGUGAGGGAUCUCGUGACGAUCCUCAAUGACAAUAACAUUAAGGUAAUUAACAACGGUCGAAUCUUCGAGCGGAAUAAGGUGACAGACCUUGGCAAGAGUCAGAAAGUGGAGAAAGUUUUGAAAAAGAUGGACCUUAAAGAAUCUUCAGAUGAUACAUUAACGUCCAGAACUAUUGUUCCGGCCAUGAUAUCGCCGCAGAGUCCACCGAAACUAGCCGCACCAUUGCAGCAGGUUGCGAAACAGUCAUGGCGUGGUGGGAAAAAACUAACACCUGGUAGACUCGGUGCGGACAGUCCACCUUUGGAUGCCAUGGGCUCCGUCAACAUGGAAGGCAACGGCAUAAAUGAUCCCAUAGCGGAACCACCGUCACAGAACAAGAUCAUCGUCGAGGAGUUUGUGGAAGUGAAACCAUUGUCGGCCAGCACUGAACCACCACAGCGUGUCACAAAAAAGCACAAACGUCGACGCAGACGGACAACGCCCGCUCCGCAGUUCGAUGCGGACGACAUUGAGGACACGCCGCUCGAAUUUAAACCCAGAGCAUAUCUGCAGGAGUGGGAAGAGGAUUCUGAAAAGGACAAUAAAGUACUAUCAACAGAGGAUAAGGAUGGCUCCUUGAUGAUAAGCGUGGAAAGUGAACAUCACACAUCGUCCGGGUCGUCACGCUCGCACGGGAGCCCGGCCGUGCUCAUCCAGAGGCUGCAGCGGGCGCACCCGCACUCGCGCGCGCAUCAACAAACGAAUGAGCAUUCAAAAGAAUAUUCGUCGCACCAAUCGGUGGCUGCUAAACCACGCCCACACAGUCGCAGCGUUGACAAACCGCCGGUGAAGGUGGUGAUGAAAAGCAACCUCACGUUUAAUCUUGACGAUGCGUUCUUCAGCUGGAGACGCAACGAUAAAGAUGUUGAAAAUUUACUGGACGAGCUAGGGAUACCACUGAACACAUCGCGUGUCGUGCCAUCUAUUCAAAGCUGGAGGAAACCUGUACGAGUCGGUAGUGAGUUGCCAAUAACUAGCAACAUAUUAUCUCAGCCUUCAGCAACAAAUGACACGGAAGAUGACGAGUCCUCAGGCACUUAUGAGAGUGCCAGCAAAGAGACAUAA
Parnassius mnemosyne (clouded apollo) is the source of this 3243-nucleotide messenger RNA. NCBI's taxonomy places the organism in Eukaryota, Metazoa, Arthropoda, Insecta, Lepidoptera, Papilionidae. The record is from the annotation of a GenBank genome assembly.